UUGAAACGGCUAGACAUUUUUGCCCAUGGUUAAAUUCAAAGUUGUAGAAUUCACUACUGCAAUGUAUUAUCAAAGGUUUUUUAUGGCCAGAAUCACUGCUAGAACACUACCAUACAGCCCGGAAACUACAUAACACCCCACUAGUGCAAUGUUACCAUUCAACACAAUAGCUGUGUAGCCCAAUCAAUGCACACAUUUACCCUAUGGAGCCCCAACAUAGCCCAUGCAUUGACUGCUUUUUGGAUGGAAAAGCAGAAAGGAAUUAAAAUAUAAUGCUUCAGGUUAAUUCUUACACUGAUCAGGGGCCAAGGAGAUUUGGUUUUGCCUGCCAAUGACUGUUCCCCCCAAGGACUGUCUUAUUAUCAUCAUCCUCAUCCCACUCUCCUCUCUUAAAUGAAGCUCAAAGCAGCUGUUGGGUGGUGCCAGCUGCAACUAUUGGCAAUACUGAAUUCCACAGUAAGCAUGGUGAGAACGCAAUGUGGGCAGGACCACAUCCUUUUCUUACAUAUUGUGCCGAUUACUUGAUGAAGAGUUUUAGAAAUUAUUCUGAAGGCUGAGUGAAAAGGUUGCUCAGCCUUGAUAUCGACAGAGAUCCUGCCUACCUCUUUUGCAAAUGGACCUCCUUUGUUAGCUUCAAGUGUCACAAUCCAGCUGGAGCAGACGCCUUUCCGCAACGAUGAUCUGAGAGAUAUCUUGGAAACAGUCGCUCAAAAUUCACGGCAGAAGAGGAUGAUGAAUAUAAAAGAAAGAUUUAUUGAAAUGGGAUAAUAUAUAGCCUGGCCAGGAGAUGUCAAAGUAUGGGGGAAAGGUUGCUGCUGGAACAUUCCUUUUCAUCUUUGUGCUGUCUUUUACAUCGUAUUAUUGGAAGAAAAACACAACAGAGUACGACAGCAGAAAAAACAAACAACCCAAACUGCAUGACUGCUUUCAUAGAGACCAGCUUACCGGAGAUACUAUCACGAGGCUCAAAGAUAACUACAGCUUUAUCAUCAACCCGUAUUUUGACAACAGGACUAGGACGGUGAUCCGUGUCAUUAGCAUCAUUCACUUUGAAAAAGUCAAAGGACUUUAUUGCGUCUUUUGCUGCCAAAAUGACAGCGAUUUCCCCAUUGUGACAGCUGAGAUAGACAUCCACGCAGACCGAUUUGGUUUUCCUUACGGGACGGCGGAUGUGCUCUGCUUGGAACCGCAGAACUGUUCUCCAAAAUACAUGUCGAUUCAUCCCUCCCGCGACCCAGAUUUUGCCCAGCUCCCAGUGUUUGAGAUCAAAAACCGCCACUCCGGGGAGCCUUUGCUCGAUUUCACAGUGUGCAUCUCAACAAUGUUUGGAGGCUUCAACAACGUCUUGCAAUUUGUGCAAUCGGUGGAAAUGUACAAAAUACUCGGGGCACAGAAAGUCGUCGUUUAUAAGAACAAAUGCAGCCUAUUGAUGGAGAGAGUCCUAGAGCAUUACGUCUCUGAAGGGAUGGUUGAAAUUAUCCAGUGGCCCAUCGAUACAUACCUUAAGCCUUCAACUCAUUGGCAUCAUUCCAUGGAUCCCCAAGAAAUCGGCUACUAUGGACAAAUUGCCGCCCUGAACGACUGCAUCUACCGUAAUAUGUACAGAAGCAAUUACGUGCUGCUAAUCGAUACAGAUGAAAUUAUUCUCCCGCUAAAAGAUGCAGAUUGGAAAUCGCUCAUGGAAAGGCUCGAAGGGGAUCAUCCAGGCGCCGGGGUGUUCCUGUUUGAAAACCAUGUCUUCCGUAACAGUGUCUUUGCUGCUACAGUUCCAUUCAACUUCUCUUCUUGGAGGAACGUUCCUGGGGUGAACAUAUUUCAGCACACCUUCAGAGAACCCAACAAAAAAGGGGCAUUCAAUAACAGGAAGAUGGUUGUUCGGCCAGAGAAGGUCGUUCAGACCUCGGUCCAUUCGGUGCUCAAGAAGUACGAGGCUGAAUCUGUCUCAGUUUCCAGCGAUGUUGCCAUUCUCCAUCACUGCAGGAGAACCGAACGUGUGGAUGUGCCUAAGGAGGCCCUGAUCCAAGACCCGGUGAUUUGGAAAUACAAUGCUUCUUUGAUUGCAAAUGUGGACCGAGUCCUGCAUGAAUGUAAUUGUUUGUAAGCUAAUAUAGGAAAAGAAGUUCCGCCUAAACAUUAGGAAGAACUUCGUGAAGGUAAGAGCUGUUCGGCAGUGGAAUAUGCUGGACUGGCCCUCACACUGUCAAUAUUUGAGGUGUUGUCAAAGGUUUCUAUGGCCAGAAUCACUGUAAUGCUGUGAGCUUUUCGGACUGUACGGCCAUGCUCCAGAAGCAUUCUCUCCUGAUGUUCCACCCACAUCUAUGGUAGGCAUCCUCGGAGGUUGUGAGGUCCGUCGGAAACUAGGCAAGUGGGGUUUAUUUAUCUGUGGAAUCAUGUCUGGGUGGGAGAAAGAACUUUUGUCUGUUUGAGGAAAGUGUGAAUGUUGCAAUUCACCACCUUGAUUAGCAUUGAAUGGCCUUUCAUCACCUCCCAACAAAGGAUUCCCUCAGGCAGGAAGCAGCCAGGAUUUGAAGCUGAAAGGCCAUUCAAUGCUAAUCAAGGCUAUUCUGAAUUCAAAAGAUUGCAUCAAAUCAUGUUUUCCUAUAUACAGCUCUUAUAGCCAAUGAUUUGCAUCAGAAUGGCAACAAAAGGCAGGGCUUUUGCACCUAGAUUGUGGAGUUUCCUCGUAAAUCUUAUUUUUUUGUUUUUACCGGUGAAUAAAAAUGUUUUUGUCAAA
Molecule: messenger RNA, 2734 nt
Organism: Anolis carolinensis (green anole)
Lineage: Eukaryota; Metazoa; Chordata; Lepidosauria; Squamata; Anolidae
Product: glycosyltransferase family 92 protein F13G3.3
Exons: 3
Coding region: 788-2101 (437 amino acids)
Cellular component (GO): cytoplasm
Molecular function (GO): glycosyltransferase activity
Source: RefSeq, a predicted model, not a curated record